UCGAGAAGUGUGGGAGCGAGGGCCGCCACUACAAGUCUGCCGUCAGUAGAUUCUACUACGCGGAGGGACUCCCUCUCUCUCUACCUGUUGCGAGAGAUGUGUUGACAAAAAGCUUUCAGAGAUAUUAUAUAAAAAUAUAUAUAUACACCGUGAUUCAUUGAAAAUACGAAACUUUUUUAGUUAACCGGAGUGUGGACCAUUUUAUCUGUGUGUUUCAUUCAUGUCUUUGGAAAUAUUCUUUAAUUUCACCCCUACCUGUGAUUUUUAAAUUAGAAUUGUUAAAAUCUGCAGCUUGUUUAAAUUUGAAGUUGAUACUGCGGAAAAUGAAACUCUUAAUAGAGAUGGUUUAGACUGUUGUUUGACAUAAACUUUUGGUGAUCUGUAGAUUAAAAGCAAUGGUUUUACUUUGUGUGCCGAUUUCUCUUUGGAUUUGAAAACAUGCACUGUCUGUGUUCAAAAAAAGUACGGACAUAAAACUGAUCUUAAACGAAGCAGAAGGAAUUUUAUUUGAGUCCGAGUUGGAGUAGAACCCCGGACCAUGCACGAGCUCUCCGCCAGCCAGCACCAGAUGUUUCUCUCGCUGGUCGCCUCGGCUAGCCGGCCCAUGCAGCACCCCUACCAUCUUGACGCUCCCGACUACAGCCGGAAGUCAAACUUUCCUGACGACAGGGGCCACCCGGCUCUGUGCCAGAGGGUCAAGGACACGGAGCUGGUUGGGUACUCUGACCUGGCCGCUCACUACAGGUACUCGGACUUGUUGUACGCCAACAGGCUGGCCGCCGAGCCCGGCGCCCUCAACUUUCCCCUGUGGAGAUCCUACGAGGUGACCACUGGCUCGCUGGCCCGGCGACCCAACCCUGGCGUCAGCGAUCUCCCCGCGUUAUCCGGACCUCUCUCGCUGCUGCCCUCCAAAUCUCUACUGGCCACGUCAUCCAGCGCGGACAUGUCGCCCGCGUCCCCAUCCUCAUCACCGCCAUCCCCGCACCGCCGGGCGUCGCUCAGCCCGGACUGGAACCGCGGACCCUUGCACGCCGAGGCCCGGCAUUUGACUCUGUACGAAGAGCGAGUCCUGCAGGAGCACAUGGCGUUAAACUGUCUAGCGCCGUCCCCGGCUCUAUGGCGCUUGUAUAGGCCCGGGCCGUUGACCGCCCCGCCACUGAUAAACAUGUGUGGGCCCCCGGGGGACAUGUUUGAACAUUAUCUGCCCUCCCCAUCGAACCAACGCCAGCUUCAUGGAUAUAUCCCGAGACAUCAUCUUUACAAAGAUUCCUUAUUUAACGACACAAGACCUUCCCCGGGGAAAGACCUUCCCACCAAGUCACUGAAGCAUGACCGUCUGAGGGACAGGCAGGAGGUGACCGGGGCGUUGGAGGCUGACAGGGACCACGCGGACCGCUUGAGCCACAUCAAACGUUCCACCAGCACCCAGACGCAAUUCUCCAGCUUCAGUUGUGAAAACCUCCCCCCUCCUCCCUACUACCCCGCCCAUGUUAGCUCAGACCCGGACACCGGCUGCCCCCUGGUCCCUCCCUAUCAGCUCCCUCCUCCUCUCUUCAAAUACACCCCUCACACCAAUUCUCAGCUUCCUCCCCCACCUCUCCUCCCCGCCUCCCUCCCCCCACCCAACACUUUGCCGCCGUCCCCCGUGCAGACCCACCCCAUCAGACACCAACCCGACCCUUCUCUCCCACCUCCCCCACUCUCGCAGGUCCGGUCGUCCCCGCCCGUGACGCCCCUCCCGCCCUAUCACACGUCCUGUAGAAGCUGUAGUCCUCCCCCGUCUCUACCCCCCUACCACUCCUCAUGCCGGAGCUGCAGCCCGCCCCCUCCCCCAAAGUAUUCUGACAUCACCAGACUGCACGUGGACGUCCAACACGCCCCCCUCAACCUGUCCCUGUCGAGUUCACAAACCGCCACCUCGCGGACACCCUACCCUGGCAGCAGUGGCGCACCCUCAACAGGAGAGGCUUACAGAGACCGAGUGGAGCCUGGAGAAACCCAGCACAGGACACUGUCAAAUCAAAAUGGCAGUAACCACGAAUCAGCAGCUCAAGUCACCAGACCUAUACAAAUUUCAGAUGAAGCCAUAGAGGAACAUUUCCGCCGGUCACUAGGAAAGUGCUAUAGUGAACCAUCACCUCCAAAACAGAUGACUGUGUCAGAAAAAAUAUGCUCAGUAGAUGACCACUUUGCUCGGGCUCUUGGUGACCAGAUGUGGACAGAAAUCAAAGCAAGAUCAGAACCACCGCCUAUAGAUGCAGGGUCUGUUGAUGCACAUUUUGCUAAAGCCCUUGGUGAAAGUAUGUGGAGAAAGCUCAAGGCAGAGAAGAAAUUAGACGAUGAUGUAAAUUCACAACAGCAGCCAACAAAUCAACACCAGUCAUCUUCACCAUUACAAACACCAUUAGUCACAUAAUUCAUCAAUGGAUAUACUAUGAUCAUAAAAAAAGAUUUUCAAAAAAAGUUUAAUAAAAGUAAAUAAACAUUUAGGAUUACCACCUGAAAUGAACUAUGUAUUUUUAAAAACCUUCUUGUAAAUAUUUUUUUCAUGCAUAUUUUUAGAAUGAAGAAAUCAGAUGUUACAUUGUUAGAUUAUUUUCUAUUAAGAAUUGUUUAGUGAAUAUUCCACUCAUACAUUAUUUGAACUUACUAUAACUUACACUACAAAAUCUUUUAUGCUUGUUCUAUUAUUUUCAAAAAGUUUUAAUUCUUUGUACUCAUUAUAGUAUUUGUCAAUAUAUGUAAAUACUCUGUAUUUUAUGUGGAAAAAAUAUUUAUUAUAAAAUUUACUGGGCAUACCUUUUUAGAAAUACUGAUUUGGAGAUAAAUGCUGAAAUAUUUGUAUAAAAAAAUCAUAAGCUCUUCUAAAAAGAUUGAGAUUGAAAAAUAGACCAUGUUAAUCUGGAACUAUCAGAUUUCAAAGUGUCUAAAUUUUUUAAUGAUGUAUAUUAGUACUUUGUAGUAGUCCAAUGCAAGGGUAUUGCUACAGAACUACAUGAAAGCAUGCUUCAACACUUGAAGGUAUUAGCUUCUAUCGUGAUUACAAUGAAGACAGGUCCGGCAGCCUGUUUUAACAAUUCUCAUGUUUGCCAACUACCAGUACUAGUCUGCAGAUAAUCUGGUAACAGGCAAGCACCGUGUUUACAGAUUGGGCAUAUAUUAUUUAUAAAAUACUGCUUCACUAUAUUCUUUUGAUGGGUUUAAUCAUUUGCAACUUCUCUGAAUUGCAUUAGGUAAACAUUGUAACUUUCUUAAACAGAAGUGUUUGUGCCAUUUUGUUAAUAUAUAGAUGUAAAAAAAAAAAUCACAAAAAUAUAACAUUUUCAAGUGUGAUGCAGCCACUCAGUAUUUGAGUCACUUGUGAAAUGCUUUAUUUAAAACAUAGUACUUGUGUAUGGUUUCACUAGCUGUGAGGUUUCUCUGUAUUAUUAAAUGCCUAUUGUCAAGGUUUUUUUAAUUAGUCAUGCUUUGAUUUUAUCAUUAACAGAUUCAGUAUAUCUGUCUUGUGAUAUGAGACUCUCAAUUUUUGCUGACAGUGUUAAUUUUAAUUCUGUCUUGUAUUUAUUGUUCUAAUGCCAGACAUCAAAUGAAUUAUGUAAAAAAUUGUUAUUGUUUCUGUUCAUUACUUUUAAUUUAAAAGUACCGGUUGCCUUAAGGUCUGUCUUAUUUUAUUCUUUAUUCCCCUACAAAAAUAUUUGGACUUUGUAAAUAAGCAAGUAUAAUUAUGUUUCAUUAUUGUUAAACACCUCACAUUGUAAAUAAUCCCAAAAAGAAAUUGUCUUCUUCUGGUUCUACAUUUACACCUAAUUUUGUUGAUCACUUAUUGUUUUGUAACUUUCGACUAAAAAACAUUGACCCUUUUUAAAAAAUUACAAGUGUUAGCCAAGCAGUUGUGGUUUAGCUAAAAAUGCAGUCUUUGAUGUGUAGUCCAUUCCAAUUGAAAUUAAUGUUUUUCCUAUAUCUUCAUUCUAUUUGAACAAGCAAACCUUUUAUUUCCCAUGAUUGCUUUGUUUAAAUAAAAAAAAAAAGAUUUUUGUUUGGAUACUUGCAAGUAAUUUAAAUUUGUCAUUUAAAAAUAACAUUAUGGUGAUGUGGUACCAAAAAAACAAACAAAAAAAAAAACAGUGUUGGGUAGUUCAUAUUUAUUGAUGUGAGGAAAUGGUUCAAAGUUCAGUUUAAAUCUCUGCCAGUCUUGACCAUUUACUUACAUUAACUUUUUAAUACAAAUUUCACUAAAUGGGUCAAUCUAUAAAUGUAGCAUAUGUAAAUAACUGGCGUGUUCCAUUGUUUUAUUUUCAUGACAAAAAAGUACAAUUUUGUUUUCUUGUACAUAGUCUGAUGAGAAAAGUAUAAAGUUCACAAAUCAAUGGUUAAAAUAAAUUAUAUGAAAAUGA
Messenger RNA from Physella acuta, 4394 nucleotides. RefSeq lists its product as uncharacterized. Gene Ontology annotation, biological process: negative regulation of DNA-templated transcription. The record is from RefSeq and is a predicted model, not a curated record. Gene Ontology annotation, molecular function: transcription coactivator binding. NCBI's taxonomy places the organism in Eukaryota, Metazoa, Mollusca, Gastropoda, Physidae.